CGGAGGAGAUGGCUCAGUCACCUGCACUUCGUUCAGAGUACUUGGUCUCAGGGAUGCGAACCCCCCCUGCCCGGAGGAACAGCAAACUGGCCACACUGGGCAGAAUCUUCAAGCCAUGGAAGUGGAGGAAAAAGAAAAGUGAAAAGCUUAAGCAGACAUCUGCAGCCCUAGAGAAGAAGAUUUCCACCAGGCAGAGCCGGGAUGAGUUUAUCAAGAAGGGAUUGCUGGAGAUAAUGGAGCAAGAUGCUGGAUCCAAAGCCUGUUCUGAUGAUGAGUCCACAGGAGAUAUCCAAAAUGACCUUUCACCCCCAACGUGCCAGGCACUUACCACGGAAGAGAUAUUCCAAGAACUCUCUGCCCCAGUAAAUGCCAACCCACUGAGCGAAGAUCAGCAGCCAGAGCAGGAAGAGGAGGAAACAGGCAGAGUUCAUAUAUUAGUUGCUGAUGACUGCAAUCUGUCCAACCUGCCAUCCGUGGAAAAGGCGCUACAAGCUUUACUGCAAGCUGACUCUGUGGACUGUCCUGUGUUAGACAUAGAUGCAGGUCAGAUGCCCAGCCCUCAUCUGCUUCCAAUGCCACAGCCAAAGGCAGUCUCUUGGGUCAACCAGUGUGUAACAGGUAUUGAAAUGGAAGAAAAUGCCUUGAAAUCUCCGCCCUCAAUCAUCAUGAAGAGUACUGCACCAGUAGUUUCCUCCCAUAUCUCAGGACAUACCAAUAUCUUCCAGCCAUCUGCCCAGAAAACUACAGAACCCCAUGGACAAUUUGUGAGAGGGCAGCACCACACGCCAACAGGCUCUCCUCACUUACCUGCCAUGCAUAUGCCUUUACCCUCCAGCAGAGUCAUUGAAGAGCUCCACAGGGCACUAGCUACCAAGCACCGGCAAGAUAGCUUUCAUGGUCGGGAUAAUAAGCCUUCUCCAAAGAAAAGGUUGGAUUUCCGGUCGUCCAGGCCCUCAAGUGUAGAAAAAAGCAAGGAUAACAUUAACUCUCAUGAUGGAGACACUGAGAACAAAUGUGCAUCUGUGAAGGAGUCAGAUGAAAACAAAGAAAACUUGAUCAGGGAUUGUGGUCAUAACGAUGACAUGUUUUUAUAUCAGGACGAGGAGGCCCUUAACGACUCUAUUAUCUCUGGGACAUUACCAAGAAAGUGUAAAAAGGAACUGCUGGCUGUAAAGCUGAGGAACAGACCCAGCAAACAGGAGCUGGAGGACAGAAACAUCUUUCCCCAGAGAACAGAUGAGGAGAGACAGGAGAUCCGACAGCAAAUUGAAAUCAAACUUUCAAAGCGACUGAGCCAAAGACCCGCAGUGGAGGAGCUGGAAAGAAGAAAUAUUCUGAAACAAAGAAAUGACCAAACUGAGCAAGAAGAGAGAAGAGAAAUAAAACAGAGGUUAACAAGGAAGCUUAAUCAACGCCCUACUGUAGAUGAACUAAGAGAGCGGAAAAUCUUAAUACGAUUCAGUGAUUAUGUGGAGGUGGCAAAAGCGCAGGAUUACGAUAGGAGAGCCGACAAGCCUUGGACGAGAUUAUCUGCAGCUGACAAGGCUGCAAUCCGUAAAGAACUAAAUGAAUAUAAAAGUAAUGAAAUGGAAGUGCACGCGUCAAGCAAACAUUUGACCAGAUACCACAGGCCGUAAAAAUAUUCUUGAGGGAAGAAUGAGUUCUACUUUAAUCUAAACUGCUGAACAUGUUCCAGGAGGAGCAGUAAUGGGCAGUCCUGAGGUUCAGCGUCUGGCGCUCUGACUUUCGAGGAGAAAGAAUGAUUGGGGCAAUACAGAUAAAUUGUCUGUGACCCUUCCUUAUAUGGGACAGAUCAGAGAUGCAUUCAAUACGUAUGACGGGGAAUACCCUAAUGUGAGAGAAAAACCAGCUCAAGGACACACACGCAAAAUAAAAAGGGGGUAAAUGAUGGAGACUGGAUGGAAACUGCGGUUCGUGUCUAUGACUUAUUUCAAGCUGUAUAUUGCAGCGUAUCUUGGGAUGCUGUGCAUGUGUGGGCUUCACUAUGGCAAGAUCAUAAUGGACAUGCACCCAGCACCUCAUAAAGUAUUACAUUGACAUGACAUGUCAGUCUAAUCACGGUUUAUUUGUAUCUAUUCAAAUUCAUGCUUCGGCAAAAUAUUUUCAUGUUUUAUAUUUUUGUUUCCUUUUUUAUGUCUUACAAAAUAACAGCUAUUUUUUGUUUCUUGUUAAGUUUAUCUUAUUAAAAUACUAAAAGUUGCUGCAA
Bombina bombina (fire-bellied toad) is the source of this 2227-nucleotide messenger RNA. RefSeq names its product phosphatase and actin regulator 3 (gene PHACTR3). Lineage: Eukaryota; Metazoa; Chordata; Amphibia; Anura; Bombinatoridae. Gene Ontology annotation, biological process: actin cytoskeleton organization. The record is from RefSeq and is a predicted model, not a curated record. Gene Ontology annotation, molecular function: actin binding. Bases 9 to 1637 code for a protein of 542 amino acids. The transcript is spliced from 12 exons.